This is a messenger RNA of Lycium ferocissimum, 3360 nucleotides long. RefSeq lists its product as uncharacterized. The coding region runs from base 1 to 3360 and encodes 1119 amino acids. Gene Ontology annotation, molecular function: nucleic acid binding; RNA-DNA hybrid ribonuclease activity. Lineage: Eukaryota; Viridiplantae; Streptophyta; Magnoliopsida; Solanales; Solanaceae. The record is from RefSeq and is a predicted model, not a curated record. The transcript is spliced from 8 exons.
AUGAAAGAAGAUGCUGAUAGUGCCCCUAAAGAAAUGAUUCUUCAAAAGGUCUGUAAAGAAACAGGAAUUUCUCCAAAAACACAAGGUAAAGGGGCAAAAAAGGGGAAGAAACAAGGUGUCUCAGAAGUUCAACAAGCAAGACAGAUUCAGAAGUACAGAAGGAAACUUGGUAUGCCUUAUGCCAAUUUCAAUUGUAAUGGUAAAAUCUGGUUCUUUGUUCAAGAAAAAGUGGAUGUAGAAGUACUUCUGGAUACUAAACAAUCUAUUACUGUUAAAUUAUUCUUCCAAGAUCUGAAUAAAGCAAUGGUGGUUUCAAUGGUUUAUAUUAAAUGUAAUGAAGGGGAUAGAUUGCAGUUGUGGGGUGAUAUAUAUGGUGUGGCUAGUAACAUGGCAUUAUCUUGGCUGAUUGGUGGUGAUUUUAAUGUCAUUUUAAAUGAAGAGGAAAAAAUAGGAGGGAGUCCUUUCACAUGGUGGAAUGGUAGGGCUGCUAAUGAUUGUAUUUUUAAGAGGCUGGAUAGAAUGUUGCAUAAUGAGCUAUUUCAAGACUGGUUUGGCAAUUUAGAGGUGGAACAUUUGUCUAGAACAGGAUCUGAUCAUGCUCCAUUACUUUUAACUUGUGGGGAUCAGGUGCAGAACUAUUUUAAGCCAUUCAGAUUUCUUAAAUUCUGGGUGGAACAUGAAUCCUUUCUAGACCUUGUUAGACAGCAGUGGGAAGAAGAAUUAUCUGAAGAUGUGUUCCUGUCAUUUAAACUCAAGCUGAAGAAGGUGAAAAUUGCUUUAAGUAAGUGGAGCAAGGAGACUUUUGGAGAUAUCUUCAAGCAACUGGUUAUCAGAGAGGAUAUAGUCAAAAUUAAAGAACAACUGUUUGAGGAGGAUCCUUCAGAAGAGAAUAGAAUGGUGAUGCAAAGGGCUCAAGCUGAACUUAAACUAUACUUGCAUUAUGAAGAAGAAUUUUGGAGACAAAAAGCUGGAAUGGACUGUUUCUCAGAAGGUGAUAAAAAUACAAGGCAAUUUUCUCAAGAAGAUCAGAUUGAAGACUCUCCUAUUCUUAAUCAUGUUCCUGAAAUGAUUAAGGAGGAGGAUAAUGUAUUGCUUGCAGACCAACCUACUAUGGAAGAAGUGAAGAAAGCUAUUUUUGAAUUAUCAGGUGACAGCGCUUGUGGACCAGAUGGUUUUUCUGGGAUAUUUUAUCAAAACUGUUGGGAAGUGAUCAAAGUUGAUGUGGUUAAUGUAGUUAAAGCCUUCUUUGAGGGUCAGACCCUUCCUAAGUCAAUUACUCACACCAACUUAGUACUGUUGCCAAAGAAGAAUGUGGUGGAAACAUUUUCUGAUAUGAGGCCUAUAAGCCUCAGCAACUUCAUUAAUAAGGUCAUCUCUAGAGUGGUGCAUGACAGGCUUGAUAGACUGUUACCAGCUGUGAUAUCUUCUAACCAAUCAGGAUUUGUCAAGGGCAGGAAUAUUAUUGAGAAUGUAUUGUUGACACAAGAAAUUAUUACAGACAUAACAAAGAGAGGGAAGCAUGCCAAUGUUGUUAUUAAGUUGGAUAUGACAAAAGCAUAUGACAUAGUUUCAUGGCUAUAUCUCUGUAAGGUAAUGAAGAAAAUGGGAUUUUCUGAGGUAUUCAUUGAUUUAAUAUGGAGACUAUUGCAAAUAACUGAAGUACUUUCAAGAGCAUUGAACUCUUUAUUUGAUCAGUCAGCUUUUACAGGCUAUGGGAUGCCAAAGUGGAGUUCUGCAUUGAACCACCUUGCUUAUGCAGAUGAUACCAUCAUAUUCUCAUCUGCAGAGAGUAAUUCCUUGCAGCUGAUCAUGGAUACUCUUCAAGAUUGUCCAAUUACUCAUGCAAGGAAGAGAAAAGUUGAUUAUACUUAUCUGUUGAAGAAAGUCAAGGACAAGUUGCAAACUUGGAAAGGGAAAAUGCUGUCUUAUGGUGGAAAAGCAGUAUUAAUCACUAGUGUUCUCCAAAGCAUUCCAAUCCAUAUACUAUCUGCUAUCAGGCCACCAAAAUUUGUUAUAAAAGAGCUGCAUAAGAUCUUUGCAAAGUUCUUUUGGAAUAACAAGGAAGAAGGGAGAAGCAGACACUGGUCAUCAUGGCUUAAUAUGUGCUUACCUAAACAGGAAGGAGGGUUGGGGUUCAGGUCCAUCUUUGACAUGUCAAAAGCUUUAUGCGCUAAACUUUGGUGGAAGUUUAGAACUUCUAGCUCUCUCUGGGCUAACUACAUGUGGAAUAAGUAUUGCAAGAAGCAGAUCCCUCAGUUAGUACAAUGGAAAGGAGGGUCUCAAGUUUGGAAGAUGAUGGUGGAGGCAAGAGACAGUACUGAGCAAGAAAUACGGUGGGAACCUAAGAUUGGGAAUUCUAAUGUGUGGUUUGAUAACUGGACUAAACUAGGUGCUCUUAACUUUGUGGUUCCUCAUAGCUGGCCAGUCAAUGAUCAGGUUGAAGAUGUGGCUGAAUUAAUGUCAAAUGGCACCUGGAAUGUCCAAAAACUCCUGCAGUUAUUCCCUGAAGAUAUUGUGCAGCAUAUAAUGCAGGAAAUUGACAUUAAGCAUGCAUCUAAUGAAUGGGAUACACCAUGGUGGAUGAUGACUAGCUCAGGAAAGUUUACUGUAGCCAGUGCAUGGAAGUUGCUGAGACAAAGAAACAAUCUUGAAUCCAUUAAUCAUUUAUUUCUCUAUGGAGAUUUUGCUGCCAAAGUUUGGAGUGUCUUUAAUGCAGCAGCUGGAUUGGCUAUGAAUUGUGUUCAAGUUAAACAUGCUAUCAGAAUCUGGUGGGAGCAAAUAUGGAAAUGUAGAAAUAAUCAAUUACAUGACGGCACCAUGACUUUUAAUAGGGUGGUAUGUGAUAUCAAUCUGAACAUACACUUGUUAUGCAAGGUGUUGUUCCCUGGGCUGAAUGUUCCAAAAAGGUGGCAUCACAUUGUGCAGUUUUUUGAAGAGUAUAAACCUACAGUUGUUUAUAAAGUGAUAAGGUGGAUGAGACCUGCAGCUGGAUGGUUUAAGUGUAAUACUGAUGGAGCUGCUAAAGGUAAUCCAGGGCCAAGUUCUGCUGCUUGUUGCAUCAGGAAUGAGGAGGGAGAUUUGGUGUAUGCUGCUGCUAAGAAGUUACAGGAUGGGUCAAAUUUGGUAGCAGAAGCUGAGGCUAUUAGAAUGGGGUUGAGAUAUUGCUUAGAUAAGCAACUAUUCCCACUGAUUAUAGAGACUGACUCAAUGGCAAUGAAGAUGAUCCUUGCUGCAGAAUGGAAAAUCCUAUGGGGUAUUUUAAUGGUGGUGGAGGACAUUCAAAGAAUGAGAAGAGAUCCGAUGGUGACUGUGGUGCACAUACACAGAGAAGGGAAUGGACUUGCUGAUUUUUUUAAUUAA